GUAUCCCUCGCGUGGUUUACGUGUUACAAAAAGUGAUUUAGUGAUUAUGGGUGGUGAGGAAGGUUUAGGAGUGACUACGGGUCAACCAAAUCUUUAUAAACAAGAUCUUUCAAAACUUGAUGUUAGUAAAUUAACUGCAUUAUCCCGUGAAGUUAUCAGCAGACAAGCAACAAUUAAUAUUGGUACCAUUGGCCAUGUAGCACAUGGAAAAUCUACAAUUGUAAAAGCUAUAUCGGGAGUACAGACUGUUCGUUUUAAAAAUGAAUUAGAAAGGAAUAUUACUAUUAAACUUGACACUCGUGCAGAGGACAGUACCAGAGGGGAACAAGAAGCAAAUCUUGGCUACACAAGCAAAAUGUCUACACGAGGAAAGAGACCAGCUUCUCCAGGAUAUGUUCAACCAACUAAACAUCAGAAGCUUGAUCAAAAAUUUAUUUUUCCUCAAAAAAAUAAUUAUAAUGAUAAUUAUUUCUAUGGUAAAUCAAAGAGCAGCAAUUCCAGUAAUAGUGAUGUUUUUUUUAAACAAAACAAAGAAGAAGAACGAACAAUUAACAGAAAAAAUUCGGACUAUUUGGAUAAUCAAGAAGUUAGCAUGGAAAAUGCAGAAAACAAAUCAUGUACUGAUAGUGAUAUUGAAAAAUAUAAAAUAUUUUGCAAUUUAGGAAAUGUUAAAUUGAAAGAGCUUAGAAUUAUAUUAGAAGAUAUAAAACAUAUGAAUACAAAACAUAAUACUAAAAGUGGAAUGAAAACAUUAUUAUCAGAAACUGAUAUUUGGGAAGUAGAAAAAAUUCUUGCAAAGAAAGAAAUAAAAGGUGUGCCAACUUAUUUAAUCAAAUGGAAAAAUUGGGAUUUAAAAUAUAAUACUUGGGAACCUGUAUCAAAUUUAAUAAAUUGUUCAGAUAUUUUAGAAGAAUUUGAGAGAAAUAGAUUACAAUUACUUGAAAGUUUUAAACGAAAAGUAAAUUUUUAUCCAAAUAAUCAAGAUAUUGAAGAAUUCUUAAAUUAUCUUAAGCGUGGAGGAAAGACAUUAACAUCAAUUUCAGUUGAAUCAAAUACAAUGUUCAUUAGUAUACUCAAAUUUUUGAAACAAAAAUAUGUCAAAAAUAGUAAAUUGGAAAAAGUUAUAAAACAUGAUAUUCUUCGUAUGUUAAUUAUUGAUUUAAGGAAGAAACAGUUAAAAUCUUUAGAAGAUUGGGAAAAUGAAAUGAAUAUUAUUACUAAAGGUAAACCAUUAAUACGAGUAGAGAAUAUAAUAGAUUUGGAAGGAGCACCUCAAAAUUUUUAUUAUAUAGAAGAAUAUCUACCUGGUAAUGGAGUCAUAAUACCUGAUGAUCCACCUAUUGGUUGUGAAUGCAAAACUUGUAAUUCCAAAACAAAGUGUUGUUUUGCUCAGGAUGAUGGAUUAUGUCCAUACACUUUGAAACAUAAGAUUCGAGUUCCACCUGGAACACCGAUAUAUGAAUGUAAUAAACGAUGCAAUUGUGAUAUAGAUUGCAUUAAUCGAGUAGUGCAGCGUGGCACCAAGAUGCAAUUCUGCAUUUUCAGAACUGCCAAUGGACGAGGAUGGGGUGUGAAGACUAUUAAAGCGAUUAAAAAAGGGAGUUUUGUUACACAAUAUGUAGGAGAAGUAAUAACAAAUGAAGAAGCUGAAAAGCGCGGUAAAGAAUAUGAUGCCGCUGGUAGAACAUAUUUAUUUGAUCUUGAUUAUAAUGAAUCUGAAGAACAGUGUCCAUAUACUGUUGAUGCUGCUAUAUAUGGAUAUGCAAAUGCAAAAAUUUAUAAAUGUGAUAAUGAAAAAUGUCCAAGACCAGGAUGUUAUAUAUCUGGAGGAUCAAGCAAAGAUGAUUCGUUUCCUUGUUUACGUCCAGUUUGUUCUGGACGAUUUCAACUCGUACGUCAUGUAUCCUUUGUUGAUUGUCCAGGUCAUGAUAUUCUUAUGGCAACUAUGUUGAAUGGAGCAGCUGUCAUGGAUGCGGCAUUACUUUUAAUUGCUGGCAAUGAAUCAUGUCCUCAGCCUCAAACAUCAGAACAUUUGGCUGCUAUUGAAAUUAUGAAACUAAAACAUAUUGUAAUUUUACAAAAUAAAAUAGAUUUAGUAAAGGAAGCUCAAGCAAAAGAGCAAUAUGAACAAAUUUUAAAAUUUGUACAAGGUACAGUAGCUGAAGGAGCACCUGUAAUACCAAUUUCUGCACAACUUAAAUAUAAUAUUGAAGUCUUGUGUGAAUAUAUUACAAAGAAAAUUCCAGUACCUUUAAGAGAUUUCACUUCAGAACCGAGAUUAAUUGUAAUUCGAUCAUUUGACGUAAAUAAGCCUGGUUGUGAAGUAGAUGAUUUGAAAGGUGGUGUUGCUGGAGGAAGUAUUUUAAGAGGAGUAUUAAAAGUGGGUAUGGAAAUUGAAGUCCGCCCUGGAUUAGUAUCUAAAGAUAGUGAAGGAAAAUUGACUUGUCGACCUAUUUUUUCACGGAUAGUAUCAUUGUUUGCUGAACAGAAUGAACUUCAAUUUGCUGUUCCUGGUGGUCUUAUUGGUGUCGGAACAAAAAUUGAACCAACAUUAUGUCGAGCUGAUCGUUUAGUGGGUCAAAUUUUAGGAGCUGUAGGAGCUCUACCUAAAAUUUUUAUUGAACUUGAAAUAUCAUAUUAUCUUCUUAAACGAUUGUUAGGAGUGAGAACUGAGGGUGAUAAGAAAGGAGCAAGGGUACCAAAAUUAUCGAGAAAUGAAGUUCUAUUAGUAAAUAUUGGAUCAUUAAGUACUGGAGGUCGUGUAUUAGCUACGCGUGCUGACUUAGCUAAAAUUAGUUUAACGAAUCCUGUGUGUACAGAAAUUGACGAAAAAAUUGCAUUAUCACGUCGUGUUGAAAAACAUUGGCGUUUAAUUGGUUGGGGUCAAAUUUGUGGUGGACAAACUAUAGAACCAGUUAUAGAUCGAAAAUAAUUUUAUGAUUAUUAAGAAGAUUUAAUAUAAAAAAUAAACUAAAAAUAAUUUCUACAACGUGAAAUGUUGUUUGAAAUCUUUAUAAUAAAGUAUGAAAUAUA
Messenger RNA from Apis laboriosa (Himalayan honeybee), 3033 nucleotides. RefSeq names its product histone-lysine N-methyltransferase Su(var)3-9-like (gene Su(var)3-9). The record is from RefSeq and is a predicted model, not a curated record. The transcript has 10 exons. Gene Ontology annotation, molecular function: zinc ion binding; protein binding; GTPase activity. Gene Ontology annotation, cellular component: nucleus; eukaryotic translation initiation factor 2 complex; cytosol. NCBI's taxonomy places the organism in Eukaryota, Metazoa, Arthropoda, Insecta, Hymenoptera, Apidae. The coding region runs from base 47 to 2932 and encodes 961 amino acids. Gene Ontology annotation, biological process: positive regulation of translational fidelity; formation of translation preinitiation complex.